CCUUAGGACAUCAGCUUCCCUCGCUGACACCAGGAUUGACUGAGAUUUGUGCUUGGACCACGCAGAGACAGUCACAGAGAGCCGAGCUGCUGAGACAGGAGAAGGGACUUUCGAAGAGCACAUCAUGGCUGAACCCAAGUCCGUCAAGAUUCUGCUGCUGGGUGCCAAUGAGGCUGGUAAGAGCACAGUGGCAAAGCAGAUGAAGGUUCUACAUCUCGGCGGCUACACUGAUGAGGAAAGGCUGGAUUAUAGAUCACUCAUCUACAGCAACAUACUUUCGUUUACUCUGGCCAUUACUCAGAACAUGGCUGCCCUGGAGAUCAAUUAUGGAUCGCCCAGCGCAGAGGCAGACGCUAAGAAGCUGCAGACCAUGGCAGGGACGAAUGAGGAGGGAAACAUGCCCGCAGACAUGGUAGCACUCAUUGGUAAUCUGUGGGUAGACGCCGGAGUCCAGGCCUGCUUCGAGCGGGCGAAUAUGUAUGAUAUAAAUGACCCUUCAUCCUACUUCCUGGAUGAGUUGGAGAGAGUCUGUGCACCCAACUACGUCCCCACUGAACAGGAUGUGCUGUUCUCUCGAAUCGAGACCACUGGCACCGUUGAGGAACAGUUCCCCUACAAGGACCUGCUCAUCAGGAUGUUCGAUAUGGGGGGUCAGCGCGCUGAGAGGAAGAACUGGAUCAAGUCUUUCUACGAAGUGAACUGCAUAAUCUUCGUCAGUGCUCUUAGUGCUUAUGACUUGGUACUGGUGGAGGAUGACGAGAUGAAUCGCAUGCACGAGAGCCUCCAUCUGUUCAACAGCAUCUGCAACCACAAGUUCUUCGACGCUACCACCAUGGUGCUCUUCCUCAACAAGACAGACCUCUUCAAGAAGAAAAUUGUGAAAUCCCCCCUUAGUGUUUGCUUCCCCAACUAUACUGGUGGCAACACUUAUGAAGAGGGAAGUGACUUUAUCAAGAAGCAGUUUGAGGAGCUGAACCUGAAGAAAGGCGAAAAGGAGAUCUUCACACACAUGGUCACUGCCACGGAUACACCAACUGUGCAGGUGCAAUUCGACACCGUCAUUGACACUGUUGUCAAAAACCUGAAGGCCUGCGGUCUGUACUAAAUCAGAAUUGAUGACAGUCCAUGCACCGACCGACUUGGCUACGACAAACAACAUUUAGACCUGUAAAGCUUGAACAAAACUGAUGUGGUGUAGUUGAUGCAGUCCUGUGAAUACAUAUUCUACUGUUUUGUUUUUUUAUUCAUUUACAAACUGUAAGACUUGGAUAGUCUUGAGGACCUAUUCCCAUGGACAUUAAAACAUUUUUUAAAUCACACCAAGUCGUUCUCACUUGUGCAAUAGUCAACUGUUAGCACCAUAGGCAUACCAUAUAUGACUAAGUGUGUCAUAUAGACAUUUGUAAUGCCUAGGUGGCUCUAUGAGCAUUAGAAAUCACACGCAACAUAAAUAGACCUACCGUAUGUGUAAAUAACACCUAUGCAAUUAAUUUCAACAGAGCUAUGCACAGCAAUUUUUUCUGAAGCCAUCAUCUUAUCUCAGGUGUUCUUCUCUCAUAAAGAAAAAAUGUGCUGUAUGAGGUCAUACAGCAGAAACUUUUGUAAAUUGAAUAUAUGUUUGUUGAUUAAGUUAUCUGUUCAAAUUAUGUACAGGUCAUACAAUGCAUGUUUUUACGGUCAGCCACUAGUAGGCUUCCUAAAUAGUUUUCCAUGUGACCAAUCUCUAAGUAAGGGACAUUUCUUAUUGUAAUUUCUCAACUGAUUUUUAUGAAAGAGUGUUAUGUAAAACUCCAAGUUUUUGGCCAAUAACCUCUAGGAUCUUAAAACACAGGUGGAGUUUCAAUUACUUUGCAGUAAUUAGGUGUGGGAAUUUAAUUGUUUACAGAGCAUGCCUUUAAGAACAUUCCAGAAUCACCCUGCCACAAUGGGUUGACAUUUCUCUCACACCUCCUGAGCCUCUUAUUUCAUCCUCUUUCUCUGUUGCUUUCCAGUGCUUUACCGCAAGAGUUAAACUAAGGGCAAGAAAUUGGUACAAAGUGUAUGGCAUGCAGGAUGAUUUCUUUGUCAUGUUUAGUUUCAUUGGAAUGGUCUCAGUGCGAGUGAUGCAGUGGUCUCAGUCCUGCAGUGGAAUAGAUUAGCCCUAAUAAAGAUCUCAGACACAUGGGAAUUCUAAUCCCUGCAGUCUGCACCCCUCUGGAAGGAAGAGCCCCUCUACUCUCCCCCAUCCGAAUCCUCAUUAUGUGAUCCUACAUACACACACAAAAGGUUGUUUAUACCCUUUUAAUGUAAAGUAUAUUUUGUCCCUUUUAGGAACUUGUAAUUUAAGAUUAUUCACUUCAGAUUUGUUUGAAUGUGUAACUGAUUUAGUUACAAAUAAAUUAUGAUUCUCUGAAUCA
Clupea harengus (Atlantic herring) is the source of this 2396-nucleotide messenger RNA. Its product is annotated as guanine nucleotide-binding protein G(t) subunit alpha-3-like. Gene Ontology annotation, biological process: adenylate cyclase-modulating G protein-coupled receptor signaling pathway; detection of chemical stimulus involved in sensory perception of bitter taste. The record is from RefSeq and is a predicted model, not a curated record. NCBI's taxonomy places the organism in Eukaryota, Metazoa, Chordata, Actinopteri, Clupeiformes, Clupeidae. Gene Ontology annotation, molecular function: G-protein beta/gamma-subunit complex binding; GTP binding; GTPase activity. Gene Ontology annotation, cellular component: photoreceptor outer segment; photoreceptor inner segment; heterotrimeric G-protein complex.